CCUCUGUGUCUUUUUUGGUCUAGCACGUGCGGAGCAGUGCUCGGUUCAUAAAUGGGUUUUUGGUUUAGCCGUACAUGCAUACCACGUUAUGGUGGCUUGCUUUGUAGAGCAUGGUUAAAGCAGACCGUUAGCUUGGCGCGUGCCAUGAAGCCAUUCAUUCUGGUCAACUCCAAGCCCACCAGCUCCCCACUGGGCUUGUCUUUGGUGCUUUUCUGUGGGGAAUCCCUGGGGUGCUGGACCCUGAAACCCGGUUUGCAUCUUUGGAGGGAUUGCACAGGAAUGGAGCCCUGCUGCAGGUUGCCACUGCAAAGGGACAGAUUUCACCUGGGUGGGGUUCAGCCGUCAAUACUUUUAACCAUCCUGCGCUGCAUUUAUAAACCAGGUUUCAAGGCUUUGGGUUCCUCCUCUCGAUCCGUUUCCAGGCAGGGUGGGCCCCGUGCCCAUUUGAGGGCAACCCCUCCUUGCUGCGGGGAAGCCCAUCCUCCUGCUUCCGGCAAAGCGCGGUUGGCUUAAGUGAGCAGCUGUGGGCUGGCUGGCUGGAAGUCGGGAGGAAUGGGAGGCGGGUUCUUUAAAGGGGCGUGGCCCGUUGCCGGGGCACCCGGGAGGGUCUCCGCGCGCCCGGGCUGCGUUGCCAUGGUUUCGCGGCCUUGCCUCGGGCUGCGUCCCCGCCCGGCCGGGGUGGCGUCGUCGUUCCCGCAUGGAGGGAGGCCCGCCGGUGCACGCGGGGGCCGGGAAGGGCGGCGGCAGGCCGGGUUGCGGUCCGCGGAGCGGAGCGGGAGGCCUAGUAGCGGAGGGCGCUGGAGAGCAGCCGGGGGAAGCCGAAGGAGGAGGGGACACUGCUGCCCCCCCAGAGACCCAGCUUGCCCACACAUGGCAUUGGUUCCUGCGUGGCCAGGAGGAGCUGCGUUUCGCCUCUGGGGAGUUGGAGAAGCUCUGGCGGCAGCUGGCGGAAGAGAUGAGAGAGGUGGAGAAUUACGUCGAUCACGUCCGCACCUUGACGGAGGCGCGGGAUGCUCUGGCGGCUGAAUACGAGAGGGAAAACGAGCAGCUGAGGAUGGAAUUCAGCCAGCUGCAGCUCGAGCACGAAUCCCAGCAUAAGGAGGUGGAAGACCUGCUGGAGCAGGAAGGCUUGCUCAGCAUAGUGCACAGCAGCCCCGGUGAACAGGUUGCCUAUUUGUUGGUGGAAAGAAGCUCUCUGCUGGAGAAGAUUGAGGCGCUGGAGCAGGAGCUGGGAGCCUCCCACUGCCUGGGAAGGGCCUGCGUGGCUUCCCUACAAGAUGAAUUGAAUCAGUUCCAUCAGAGGUUAGAUGAGGAGCUUCGCGAGCAGCAACAGUCCGUGCAGCGUGUCCAAGCGACAAUGAAUAAAUCUCCCUCUGAAGAGCUGGCAGGAGGGAACGCCAUCUGUGACAUUGCUGAGCGAGGUUUGGAUGAAGCCCCAGGCCGGAUCCUGGCAUCGAACGAGGAGCUGGACGUGAUGAAGGGAGAGCAAGGGAAGCUGAGCGGCUCGAUCGGACCAGGACCUGAGAUCUGCAAGGAAGAGAAGGAGAAGGAGAAGGACAGGACUGAGGGGCCUAUUGAACAGUUCACUGAAUGUUCAGACGCCAGAGAACAGCCUGUUUUGGCCCCGGAUCCUGAUUCCAGCACUGCGUCUGGGCUGUGGAAGGCCAGAGAGCAGAAGCUCCCGUUGGAGAGAGAAAUCCUGCUGCUGACUGAUAGGCUUUGCCUUCCGGAUGUGGAGAGAAAAACCUGUGACUCGUUACCCAGCACAGAUGCAGCCGAAGACUUCGGAGGCUGCUUUGGACAUGAUGGAAAGGGGAGAGUUGUGGAGGCAGAAGGAGCCGUGUGGGAGGAAGCCCCCCCGGAUCCUGCAGAGCGCCAGACCCUUCAUAAAAGGUGUUGCCAAGGCGUGGAGGACGUGGAAGAACAGAGGUUCCAGCUGCUGCCCGAGCAUCAGGCCUUGGAGGGGCAGGAGGAGCCCCCGCUAAGAGAGACCCAGGACGAGCGUCGGCAGGCAGGCAGGGAGGUGGGGGAGCUGCAGGAGGAGGAGCUGCGCAACUACAAGUCGGAACUUCUUCAUCUCUAUGGCGAGCUCCAGGGGUUUCAGGGAGCAGCAGAGGAGAGUGGUUUUCUGCACCUGACUCACAAGAAACUACUGCAAAAGAACGCACUGCUUGAAACCAAGGUAUUAGAGCUGUCCCACGAAUGCGAACGCCUGAACCAGCGUAUUAUGGGAGAAAGGAAGAAACGGGAAAGGUUUUUGGCAAGCAGGUUGUCGUGCCCUGAACUUCCAGCAACAGUGCAGGUUUGCGAAGAUCAGACCGUGACCCGGGGCGGAGACCGAGAGCAAACAUGCAUUCAGUUGUUAGAAACCAGCAAGAUGGGAGAAACAGAGAAGCAGGCCCAGGGCAGGCAGGAAGAGGAGGCUCAGCUCCUGAAAGACAUUCUCACUUUGCAGCAUCAGCUGUGCGCCCACCGAGACAAACCCGCAACCGGCUUUGGGCCGACUCCGCCCUGCAAACUGCGGGUCUCCCUGGGAAGUGGCUGGGGUGACACGGAGCAGCCCCCCCCCCAUGAAGGGCUCCUGCAGCAGCAAGGAGAGCUGCAGCGGCUGCGGUGGGACCCCCGGAGGGUCCACGGCUCCUGCGGCUCUGCCGAGAAGCAGCUGAGGCUGGAGCAGGAGAAGGCCUUGGAGCUGAAGAGGCAGAACUUACAGCUGCAGCAGGAAAACAUCAAGGUCCAGGCCGAGCUGAGGCAAGUGCAGGUGAAGCUCCUGGAGUCCUCCAAGGCGUGUGCCGCUCUGGCCUCGCAGGGGGAGCUCUGCCACCAGCGGGUCAAGGAGCUCGAGCUGCAGCUGCUCCAGCAGUCCCAGUCCGUCAAGCAGCAGGGCCGUCUGCGGGAGCAACUUGCCCAGGAGAGCGAGCGAGUGGCCGAGGCCAAGCAAAGGGUCCUGGAGCUGGAGCAGAUGCUGAAGGAGGCUCGCCAGCAGGGGCAGCUCCUGGACCCCCAGGCCGUGGGGAGGAAGCGGCUGGAAGAGGAGAUGAGGGAGGCCAGAGAGAAGGAGGCAGAAGCCUGCUGGUAUCUCCAAGAGGAGCAGAGGAAGCGGAAGCUGUUGGAGCAGCAGAAGGAAGAGCAGCAGCAGCAGCUGAGGCACCUGCGGGAGAAGGAGGCCCAGCUGCUCCAGGCCUUGGCUGAGCGGCAGACCCAGUGCCAGCAGCAGGAGGCCCACCUGCGCGUUCUGGAAGAGGAGAGGAGGACCCUGUCGAAGGAGCACCUGCACUACCAGACCCACAGCCAGGAGCUCUCCGAGCAGCUCUCGGCUUUGCAGCAGGAGAAGGAGUCCCUCUGUGACGAGCAGAGGCAGGUCCUGAAGCAGGUGGACGUCUCGCUCAGGAAACACAACGAGCGGCGCCUGCGCCACAAAGCCAGGCUGCGGCACACAAAGGAUACGCUGCUCUGCGAGGUGAAGCAGCGCGAGGGGCAGAUCCGGCUCCUGGAGAGCGAGAUCCAGCUCUCAAAGAGCCAGGCAGAAAAGGACCAAAUGCUGAUCAGGCGGGUGACCAGCGAGAACGAGGGCUUGUUCCGAGAAAAGCGGAAGAUCCUGCAGCAACUCCACAGCCUCGAAGAGGCCAAGGAGAGCAACAGCCAGAUUCUCUGCACGAUUCAGAGCCGAGUCCAGCUUCUGGAGGGGGAAAACAAGCAGCUCCAGGACCGGACUCUCCAGCUGAGCCUGCAGGUCGGAGUCCUGGAACGGGCCCUGCGGACCAUCCACGUCCACAGCUUGGAGGAGCUGAGGAGCAUCGGCUUCCCCGAGAACCCGCUGCAGAGGAAGCUGCUACCCUUCCCCAGCUUCAGCUUCUCGGUGACCAGGCUUUUGGACUCCCGCAGCCUUUGCCGGGCCAUCGAGGACAGGCAGCCUUCCGAGCCCACGCAAAGGGCCCUGCGUUCCCCUCUCUCCUGCCAAACGUCUGAGGUCAGCUAUUUAAACGUUGCCGUCCCGAGAAAGCCGGCCGACCUCCGCGAGGAUGAGGCCGGGGGCCCCAUCUGCUGCGAUCGGGUCUGAAGGGCCCCGGAGAAGGAUGAACAGCACAAAAUGCCUGGAAGCGUCUUCCUGUCUGCGGCUGGGUUUUUUCCCCAUAUGCCAGACUGCCUUCGGAGAUGUUUUGUUAAAAAAAGGGGGAAAAAACAUG
Python bivittatus (Burmese python) is the source of this 4187-nucleotide messenger RNA. The record is from RefSeq and is a predicted model, not a curated record. Lineage: Eukaryota; Metazoa; Chordata; Lepidosauria; Squamata; Pythonidae.